AUGAAGUUCACUGCCCUCACCACCCUCUUCGCCGCCGGCCUCACCUCCGCCGCGCCCGCGCCCAAUGCCACCCCCUCGCCCUCGACUACCACCGACGUCAAGGCCUUCGGCCUCAUGAGCCUCCGCUCCGCCAGCCCCAUCCACUUCGGCACCGUCAGCGCCAGCAAGAGCAACCUCUUGAUCAACCUGCCCGAGGAGGCGCAGGACGCCACCUGCGACGCCAACGUCACCAACAACGGUGCCACCUUUUCCCUGCGCGACGGCGCCCUCUUCCUCUACAACAAGGACACGGACGAGGAGCAGCAGGUCUGGGUCGACCGCUCCGGCAUGGGCCAGGGCAACGUCGGCUACCUCUCCGGCGGCCAGGGCUUCCCCCGCAACGCCGAGCUGACCGGCUGGACAUCGACGGACAAGGGCGACUAUAGCUACCUCAACUUCAACGGCGCCGGCCUCAUCGCCUGCCCCGCCAUUCCCGAGGGUUCGUGGUCCAUCUGGGUCAACGCGGGCGUCACCAACCCCGGUGGCAGCGAGGGCUGCCUUGGCUUCAACGCCAUGGUCCUGCCCACCGAGGAGCCCGUCAGCUGCACCUACUCGUAA
Molecule: messenger RNA, 597 nt
Organism: Emericellopsis cladophorae
Lineage: Eukaryota; Fungi; Ascomycota; Sordariomycetes; Hypocreales; Bionectriaceae
Exons: 2
Coding region: 1-597 (198 amino acids)
Source: RefSeq, a predicted model, not a curated record